GAUCGAGCAGAGCAGAAGAAUCGUAAUGUCAGAAUUUCGACAACGAUUCUCGAGUUUGUGUAAUGUCAUCCACAAGUGACGCCUCUGCGCUUCUGGCGGCGCGCUUUUCACGCGAAACGAUGCCAACAGGGUGAAUUAUGCCACGAAAGGAGAACACCAAAGCGAAAACAUGGGAGCGAGACAGAAGAAAACGUAUGAACACAUAUUUCAAAACACUGGCAGAUCUUCUGCCACCGCAUCAGGAAGGUCGGAAACGUAACAAGGUCGAUAUCCUUAUCCAUGCCUCGAAAUAUAUCAAAGACCUCCAUAGUCGCACAGACGAGUUGUUUUCAGCUCAUGCUUCUGAAGCACACAAGGAAGAAUUGGCUCGUCUCAAAAAACUAGUAACUCAGCUUUUCUCUCGCACGCAGUUACUGUCAGCGCUGUUGAGAGAUGCUGGGAUCUCCGUACCCGCAGAACCAGCUCUUGAAAAAAUUUCCCCGUUAAAGUGGUCGAAUAAAAUUAAUGUAGGGGACGCAGAAAAAUAUUUCAAUAAGAUAGAAGAAAUUAAAAGUUCUGAAAACAGGAGGGAGAAGUCUGUGGACUUUAAAGUGCCUUCUAAGAGGAAAUCGGUACAUUCUUCUCAAUCGUCUACUAAAAAGUUAGUACAGAACGGCGAUGUUUCUAAGGACACGAAUAGUUCCAUCGAAAAUCAGGAAAACCGGGUAAACCGUGCGAACAGUAAGGACAUCGAUCAGGACACAACAGACGACGUAUCGGAAACUGGAUCGAAAGAAGCAGAAUGCUGUCAGACUAAUACGAAUUCCGACGUAACGGCCGCUUGCCCGUUUAAUGGCAAAACUAAUAGUGCAUUACAGAAGCCGGAAUCGCAAAAAAAGAUUAAAAAAAAAACGAAAAAGAAGGACGGGAAAAAGUCUUUGACGCCUUGUAUAAAUAAUUCUGUCACUAAUUUGACUCCAAAUACUCUCAUACUGUCUGGUGGUAAAUUAAUGCCUUUGGUAACUCCCAUGGCGUCGAACAUAAUUGUAAAUACUCAGCAACAACCGGCAAAUCCCAUAAUUCUCAGUAACACUCAGCAGAGUCAAAUGAUCGUCAUGCAACCCUUAACGAAUCGUGUCCAAAAUUCUGUCGUCUCCAUCUGCAAUCAGGCUUUAAUUAAUACGGUACAAAAGGUCACAUUAAAUACAGUACCUAAUAUCCGCGCAAAUAUGGUUGUGGAUUCGCAAAAUUGGGCAUCUAACGUGAAAAAUAUAGUGAACGCAACGAAAAUUGGCGGUCACAAAGGUAUCUUGCCCAAGGUGAAAGAAGUCACGAAAACGACCAUGACGUACAAAGUUCCUAUUCCGGCGGUUCACAAAGAAAAAGCAGAAAAACCAAAAGAGCAGCCGUGUAAAAAAGACACCGAGGUUAAGUCUAAAGCGAGUAAGAAUCACGCGAAGAAUGCUAAAAAUCAGCAGCUCGUGGAAACGGCGGACGAGAGGAACGAGAAAGAAAAAAGCGAAAAAAUUAUCGAGGAUGGAAAUUCGCCGCAGAAAGGAUCGCUCAAGCGGCCGUCAAGCACAGAAGCUGAACUUACGGACGAAUCUGCUGAUAAGAAACGGAAGACAAUCGAUAAUAGCGAAAGUACCGUUAAGUUGCAUCCGGUACCUGCCUCGAAAACGGAUUUCGCUGUGACUUGUAAAUCUAUUGAAAGUUUGAAACACGUAAUAGAAAAGAUAGGCGAGCACACGAACGAGAGCGAAGAUAAAGAUCAUAGCGUGGAUCAGUCCAAUGAAUUAGAAUCCUCUACCGAAACAAACGUAGAAUGUCCAGCUGCAUUGUGCGCUUCUAGCGUCAGCGCCAAAAUCGUUUCUGAUUCUUUGAAGAUAGUGGAUACUGUAAAAUCGGAUAAUGUGCAAUGCGAAACCAAGAAAAGCCAGGACUCGUCAAUUUCAGACACAGUUUCGCCAGUUACUUUCUCGGAGGAGGAUUUGAAAUCUGGCAACGAAGUCGUAUCAGUUUCGUCGGAAACCGAGUUUGGCAUUCCUAUAGAAAAUACAUUGGAAAAGUCGAACAACGACGUGGAUCAACCGAAUUCCAAGUCGUCUUUGACGGAAGUGGAAGAGGCUGUCCAAGAGUCCGCGGGAUCUAAAAAAAUGAAGGAAGUGUGUAAUCUUGGCGCGGAGUUCGACAAUUUGUUGCAAGUGACGCCCAAAGAAUCAGAAGUCGUCGAGGGAACAACGAAUUUAGAAAACAAUAAGAUCAUUCUAAAUCUUGAUACGAAUACCACGACGACGUUGAAAUCGGAAACGAACGCGACGGUGCAGACGUCCGACGCUACAACGCAGUCGUCGUCGUUGCUUCCAGUUAGCAUAGUCGAGGAGGAAUCCAAGUUAGCCAAGACAUUGAAGGACGACGCGCCAAAAGCAUCGUUGUCGUAUAACACAGAAAACUCAUUCGUGCCAAUCGGUAACAGGGCCGACGGUCUUCACUCGGAUCUCUCGAACGACAUAUUCGCGUCUCUUCAAGUUCCUUCCAGCUCGCACAAUUCCGAGUCGAUAUCCCCGACUGCAGCUUUCCUAAUGGCUUUCCCGCUGGUGUCGUCGUUAAACGGUAAAACCGAGGUUCUGGAAGAGGAAAUGAAGGAGGACUUCAAGUACCACAGUCAAACUCCGCCUAUGCUUCUGCAAAUUGGAGCAAUGGAGCCCAACAGUUUCAAGAUAAAGACGUCUCAUUCGUUAGCGGAGAAACGUUUGAAGGUGACGUGCGAGGAGAAGAAAAGUGCAAAUCUGCCUGUAACCGAGACAGUAUGCUCGGAGAUGAUCGUUUCCGUGGAGUGUAGCCCGACGGCGAAGGUCCUGCCCAAGAUCGUGAACGACGAGCCUCUCAGGGAACCGUUCAAGAUAGUGCAAAGUGUGUUGCCCUCUUUGGAAAAGCCUACACCUUCGAACUCCUUCUCUCACACGACCUACUCUGUGGCUAGCGUGUCUACCACUGCUUCGAUCAGUACCAACACAGAAACAAGGGUAAAUUGCCAGAACCAGCUCAUAACGAGUCUACAGAACACGAUCGCCAAUACCACUACCGAAAGCAUCAUCGCCUCUCACAUUGGCACUGUCUCUAGCUCGAGUAAGACAGACCAGACCGCUUGUCCGAUUCAAGCUUCGACUUGCGACACCAGUGUUCGUUACACCGCAUCCCAAGACUUUCUGUCGAGCUAUUCAGCAGUCGUCGAGAACAAUCUUAACAGUCUGCAACAAAAUUCAACAGUCUGUAGCAACGGAACGUUACAAGACGUGACUCCGGCUGGAUUGAUACAGAAUGUAGCGCCAGACGUGUCUCAAGCGUCUCUGGUUUCCCGCUUAUCCAGCACUACAACGACAACGAACGCCUCGUUGCGUUUGCAGUCCAUGCAGAUGGAUUACACGUCCCAAAUGAAGAACAAAGAUUCUCAUGGUACGCUGGUCGAUUCCAACAUCGUACCCAACAAUCGUCUCAAUUACAGUGACCACGUCGACAGAGUUCUUCCUACUUCGACUCAAAGCAUGCAACAGGACUAUUCUAUACAAUCCAAAGAUGUAUCUCUUCCUAUUCUUUCUUCCCAAGGUAUGCAAACCGUGUACAAUUCACAGCCAAAAGACACCCAUGUUCUGACUACGCAACAGAGCAACCACCAGCCUUACACGAUACACGAAAAGGAUCAUAUCGUUCAGAACUCCCAUAACGACUACUCCGUGGAUCAGAACAAAAAUCUGUCUCGAAAGAACUCUAUAUCCUAUUCUACUGUAACUAGUAACGCAAACGCGUCUAACAGGAAUCAGAGCUAUUCUUCGAAAGACUCGAUACCCAAUUCAACCGAGACUCAUUUUCAGCGCAGCUACUCGAAGGUGAACAAGGAUUCCGACUCUUCGACCGGCACUAUCGUAGACCAGGAUGCAAAGUUGAAUAACGUUUUGAGAUCUAAACAGCAGGAACCGCAAAAUCACAGACGCGAUACGAAUUAUACUUCUACGAAGAAAAUAGACGUUGAUCCGUUCGCUCAGACAUUUUCAUAUGGAGUGAAAGAGUCUAUGAGCACGCAGGCUGAACAGAAUGUGCUCAAUACUAAUAACAUAUUUCAAGGAAAACGGGAAAAUGCGCAGAGUUAUGCUUCUUAUCCCAACAAGGAUAUGAAGAAAAUUAACACCAAUUCUUCGAAUAAUAUGAGUAGCAAACCUUUGAUUCAAAACGUGCCUGUUUCGCGUUACUCGCAGCAGUCGACGUCUUUUGUUGUCACGUCCAACUAUGAGCCGAGUUCCGUGAGUGACAAUCACGCAAAGUCCACGACCACCGUCGCUCACAAUUCUUCCAACUUCAGCAUUUUAUCUUGGACUACUUUGUCGCCUGUUAGCGGAAGUACUAACAACAAUUUGGUACAGUUCGAGCAAGGACCGAGUCAAACGGACAACACGGAGGAGAAAACCAUUUGCGAGAACUAUAAUUACGUUCCUCUGCACAAGGAAAACGCAAACUUCUCCAACGUAUUGGCGAACGACGUUUAUUCGACUAAUUCGACCGUGGCUAACAUCGACAAGUCGAGAAUGAAAUCUGGAAUGGAACCACAGAAACAAUCUUUCGUCGACCCAUCGAAAGCAAGAAAUAUUCAAGCAAACGUACCUCCGUCUGGUAAACAGAGUCGCAUGCAAAAUCAAAGCCAGCCCUCGUCCGGUACCAAUGAUUAUAAGUUCAGCACUGAAAAUAAAAACAAGUCCAAGUAUGGGAUGGAAUCAGAGUAUAUACAAAACGAAUACUCUGGAAUGGACCAACAAUCGCAGCAGCAACAACAGCACGGGCCAAAAGGCCAUCAGUCGAUGCCCGCAAAGCAGGACAAAACCGUGUAUCCAAUGUCUACUUACGACUCUCAAGUAAAUUUUGAUCUGCCCGAGGUUAGUACGCAAAUGAAGUAUUCUGUAGAGACUUACGCUAGCUCGAAUUUCAAGUAUCCCGACAAAUCGCAGCAGCAAAAUCAGAACAAGUAUCAGUCUUUGGUUCAGGGACAGAUUCCUUCUCUUCAACACGAUAGUGUCACCUAUACCAACGACGGAAAGCACGGGCAACAACAAAGCGCUACAAAGUCUAAAGGAAACCAACAACAACACGCGAUCAGAGCCCCCGUGAACUGGAUGAUGACGCCAGAGAUUAAACACAACGCAAAUAUUACCGACAUCAUUUUACCACCGAUUGGCAAAGAGCUUGAAUUCUGCCAGAACAAUCUGUUUGCUCAGACUCCGUCAUACAAUCAAGGGACACCAAAUCAAUUUUACAACAACUACGAUGUGACAGCGCACAGUUUCUCCAAUUUACCAAUACUGCAAAGCGAACCAAAGAGAACUUCGGAUGUGUUUUACUCCGAAGAACAACCGUUCCCUUGGUCUCCGACAAAGACCGGCGUUCACGUAGAGCAAACUCAAUCGGUUAAGACUAUAGAUCAACAUAUCGUUCCUUCCAGUCUUCCAACUCUAGUCGGCGAUUUGGAUCUAGGUACCAAUAUACCUGAGAAACAGAACUUCUUAUUUGGUCAAGUAUCAUCGAGAGUUCCGGCCGACCAGAGUAAGGAUCCCAUCAAAGAUAAAGAAGGAAAUGUCACGGGACGUGAUUUCCAUACCGUGUUGAAUAACCAAACUGUUCAGCACCCAGGAGCUGGAUCCUCGUUCCUCUCUGUGAGUCAACUAGUGGAACACGAGAAGGCUGAGAAGUCUCACCAACAACACCAUCAGCAACAUCAUCACCAUCACCAUCACCAUCACCAUGCUCAUCAGCAUCAACAGCAGCAACAACAACAACAGCAGCAACAGCAACAGCAGGCUAGGAAACAUCAAAGAAAAAGUAAUACCAGUCCUAGAGGAAAUAGUAAACGGCAGAUGGACAUUCGAAAACAAACCUCGAGCGGUAACGAUCAGUUACAUCAGAGGCACGAAGAGCAAAAAUCUUCUGGUCACACCUUCUCUGAACAGAGCUAUCAACAACAGCAGCAGCAACAGCAACAGCAACAGCAACAAAAGUAUCAGCAGAAUAAUGUACACUGGAGAAGCAGGAAUUGCAAGAGCAACUAUACCGCGGAAGCAUUGAUAGGAACCAAUAGCAGCGUCCAUGACACGAACCAAGACAAGCACGCAUCCAUAAAGUUCACCACUAACUAUCCACAGAACAAAUUUCAAACUAGUCUGCCCACCGCAGAUACAGUUAUGCCGAUCAAUUACUUUUCAAAUGCCGACGACGGAAGCGGUUAUGGUCAGAUGGUCAAUCAGAACUUCAACUCGUACACGUACUCCUCGAACACAAAUAUCUAUCCUACGUCGAACUUUAUAACCAGCAUAUCGAACACUCCCACCAGUUACAUGAUGCCACUGCACGAUAACACCGAUUAUAUGGAAGCAAACGCUUUCCUUUUAUCGAAUGUGGCAACCUCUUCCACUGCUGCUUCAUCGACCACAUCCACCGUGACGACCUCGACUUCCAAUGUAAAUAGCAACACGAAAAAUCACCAACACUACGGGAAACACCAAAACUGUGACAAAAGGACGUAUUCCACAAACGCGAAAAAAGGGAAGAGAAAAGGUCUGGACGGGACUAUGCAGAACUUGGAAUUCCCUCUCUCUGGCGUCAAUUCGCCGUUGGAAGAUUAUCAUCAUUCCGCCACGUUCUUACCACCGCCGCCGCCGCCGCAUGCUAGCCCCCUUUAUCAAAACCAUCCACAGGCAAAUGUGUAUACGAAAGCUGUGAACGGUUUGCCACCGCCGCCUUCAGUGGCUGGUCCGCAAGGCGUACCAACCGUAGCCACGGCUGGUUUUCCGAUGAAUCCAAACAUGCCAAGAGGAGGAAUCGUUUCGAGCAACCCGAUGACCAUGAGUCAUCAUCCCUCGGGCACCAGUCUCACAAACUUCAAUUUGAGCACUAUAUUCCCUGAGAUGAACGACAAAAUAACUGGAUAUAAACCACCGAAUGGUAUACCGUCGGGUUUGUCACAGCCACCAAACCAAUCUACAGCAUAUGUACAGAGAACCAAUUACCCAACGAAUCCCCUCUGCCAUUUGCCACAGGUGUCGGAAGGAAGUCAAUUUGUUAAUAGUGUUCCUCCUCCUCCCCCUCCGCCACCUCCAGGAGUAAUACAUUACAAGAAUGUAUAAUAAAGUAAGUAUGAAUGAGGAACGUGUCAUCGACCAAUCGACAAUUGUACAUAU
Messenger RNA from Colletes gigas, 7199 nucleotides. RefSeq lists its product as uncharacterized. The record is from RefSeq and is a predicted model, not a curated record. NCBI's taxonomy places the organism in Eukaryota, Metazoa, Arthropoda, Insecta, Hymenoptera, Colletidae. The transcript has 8 exons. Gene Ontology annotation, molecular function: protein dimerization activity. The coding region runs from base 138 to 7145 and encodes 2335 amino acids.